AACUCUAAUCACUAGGGAAAAACUUUCUCAUUAUACCAAUAUUUCUAUAUUCAAAAUAAAAUCACCCAAAAUAAUCGAUUCGUCUGAUAAAAUUCAGAGCCUGAUAUACACAGGUUCUGUUGUAAUCGUGACGUCUUGAGCGGUGUCUCCACCUUCUCCACUGUUGUGUAAACAUAUAUAUAUGUGUGUAAACACUCGUUUCUGUCAAAAGUCAAUAUUUUCCAGGCGGUGAAAAAUGAAUUUAGUAGAACAUUUUUUAAAAACUAUGCGACAAGGGUUUUAAUCGGAGCACCGAAAGUCUUGUAUAUUUUGGUUAGGGAGCUUCGCAGAUCAUCAUUCAGAAUUUUACAAAUCACUGAAUUUGUCAGAGUCUAACCUAGAGAUUUCGAACUGAAAAUACGGUAUUGAAGAUGGAUAACAUAUUUGGGAAAGAGGAUUCUGGUAACGAGAGUGAGCCUGUUGACAUUGAGGGUAAGGACAGUCCAUCCAGACCUGGAGCAAGAGACAGUGAUGCCAUGGAUGUUGAUAACCCUCCAUCAAAGACAGAAUCCGAUGCUUUGAGUCAGCAUUCGCAAUCGGAUAAUGAUGAGCUGGGUUCCCAACAGAUGGGUAGUGGGAUGAUUCUUGAUAACCAAAUAAAUUUGAAGAAUGGUGUGCCCAAUAAAGCCGAACAGGAAGAUAUUUUUGCUAAUGAUAUAAUGCUAUCACACUCUGUUCCUACAAACAUAGAAGGAAGGAGGGAAAGCAGAGAGAAGAGUAAAAGAGAAUUAGAAGAAGAAGAACGAGAAAAAAUGCAGGUCUUGGUAUCAAACUUCACCGAAGACCAACUCGACAGAUAUGAAAUGUAUCGGAGAGCCGCAUUUCCUAAAGCUGCGAUUAAAAGAAUCAUGCAGACAAUAACCGGAUGUUCUGUUUCACAAAAUGUUGUUAUAGCAAUGUCAGGUAUAGCCAAAGUAUUUGUUGGCGAAAUUGUCGAGGAAGCUCUAGAUGUGAUGGAAACUCACGAAGAAACCGGGCCACUGCAACCUAAACAUUUGAGAGAAGCGGUGCGCAGAUUACGUCUUCAAGGGCAGAUACCGAAUGGCAGAACGCAAAAAGCGUUCUUCAGACUCUAAAAAGAGCCUUAAUUUUAAGCCUGAUUUUAAUGAAAUUCCACAGGCAUGUAAUGUGUACAUAAUUAAGUUAAAUCCCCAAUUAAUAUCUUGCGGUAACAUCUAAUUCUGGAGAUACAAUAUUUUCAUUUUCAUGUUGGAAAUUGUUCAAUUUAGCUAUUUCAUGUUCGAAUUGGCGCGAAAAUCUUUUUUGUAUAUGAUAUUUUUAGUAUAUUGUGGACUCAUCAUAUUAUUAGCUAGGCGAAGAUUCAUAGUAUAUUGUGCACUUAGGGCGCAAAGGCGGUUUUCGCUCCUGAGUGUGUAAUUCACUGCUUGAGUGGGGAGGAGAGAUUCGGCGAUUUCAAAAGCCGACUUUUGACAGAUCACCGUGCAUAGCAGUGGGCCUAAUGAAUGAAAGACGAGUCUUACCCAGACUUCCAAUACCUGUGUAAUACUGUAGCCCAGAAGCUUUUUGCAAUGUUGAUGCUCAUAAAUGGAACUCACUAGGAGAAAUCUUUUAAGAGCUCUAUGCGUCAUUAGGGAAUGCGAAAUACCAAUCUUCAUCACAAUAAAUUGACUGUCCAUUCAAUGUUGUGGAAAGCUACAGUAUUGAAACAUUGCUAAUAAUACACAUAAACUCUGACACGUAUUAAAAAUAGUAAAGAUUCCUAUCAACAAAAUUCCCAAAAGUUAUAUUCUUGUAACAUUAACUUGAUUGAUCAAUUGAAAAAGAAAAAACAUUAUUUCUGUAAUUGUACAUAAUAAACAAAAAUAUAUAUUAUCGAAAA
Athalia rosae (coleseed sawfly) is the source of this 1879-nucleotide messenger RNA. It is a transcript of the gene Taf11, whose product is annotated as transcription initiation factor TFIID subunit 11. Lineage: Eukaryota; Metazoa; Arthropoda; Insecta; Hymenoptera; Athaliidae. Gene Ontology annotation, biological process: RNA polymerase II preinitiation complex assembly; transcription initiation at RNA polymerase II promoter. Gene Ontology annotation, cellular component: transcription factor TFIID complex; nucleus. The record is from RefSeq and is a predicted model, not a curated record. The transcript is spliced from 6 exons. Gene Ontology annotation, molecular function: transcription coactivator activity; protein heterodimerization activity. The coding region runs from base 411 to 1115 and encodes 234 amino acids.